AUGAACACUUAUGAUGAUCCGGGUGUACUGGCUGGAAUUCGUUCAAUGAAUUUGGAAUUACAUUUAACUGACACUCAAAAUGCAUAUAGUAAAGAAAUUGAAAAGUUUGACACAAAUCUUACAGAAGAACGUGAAAUGAUUUUACGCUAUUUUCAUCAACAAUUAAAUGAAAUACGUCAAAAAAUGGAAAUUUUACUUGGUCAAAAAGAAGCUGAAAUUAAACAGGUUCAACAAAAACUUGAUAAAACAAUUCAAUCGUCAAAUGAAAUUGAAAUAAAAAAUAAAGAUGUUGAAUUCCUUAUGCAGAUGGAAGAUAAAUUCUUGAACUUCAUUACAAAUCUAAGUGAUAUUAUGGAAGCCGAAAUUAAACAAUGUGAAAUGAGCGGAGAACAUUUUAAUCAUAUCUUUGCUUUUAAUGAGAAAAUAAAGAAAACAGUAGACCAAGUUAAAAGUCAAACAGAAAGUAAGGAUCAUUUUCAGCGUCUGAAAGAUUCAAUUCAAAUUCUUAAAGACUAUAGUCAAUUACUACAAAUAAUUGUAAUUAAAUUUGCCGGUAUACAACGUCAUACACAAUUUAUCAUAAAUCAAGAAAAAGAGAAAAAUGAAAAACUUGAAAAAGCUUUGGAGAUACAUCAAACGAAUUUAUUUAAUUUACAGACAACAUUUGAUAAUAUAUCAAGACAAAACCAAAAACUUUUCAAUGAAUAUGAAGAAUUACAACAGAAAAUUCAACUGAAAGAGGUUACAAUUAAAACUUUACAAGAAGAGAAUAAUCAAUUAUCAGAGAAUUAUAAAACUGUUUUACAGAAAUUAACUUCCAACAAUACUAACAAUAACAACAGUAGUAGUGUCAACACAAAUAAUGUGAAAAGAAAUGAUGGAACUUAUGAGAGUAACAAAAGUAAUGAUGAUAAAAGUAUUAAUGAUCGCAAACAAAAUAACAAAGAAUAUACACAACCUGAUCAAAAUCAUCACCAACGUGAAUCUCCAAUGAAUCCAACGCAUAUGACGUACCCGGAAAAAAAUAAUAUAUCAUUGUAUCAAAUAUCAAAAGAACAAUUAGCUAUGCGACAAUAUCAAAAUGAUUUAGAAGAAACUAUUAGGAAACAAGCAAAACAAAUUAGACAAUUAAAAAGUACAGUCUCAAAAUAUCGACCGAAUGAUCCGAUAUGGACAGAAAUGGUUGCUACAAAAGAUCAGUGA
Messenger RNA from Schistosoma mattheei, 1203 nucleotides. The record is from the annotation of a GenBank genome assembly. Lineage: Eukaryota; Metazoa; Platyhelminthes; Trematoda; Strigeidida; Schistosomatidae.